AUGGAGUUGGAUUUGUUUGAAGAACCAAAAAAUCAAGUAGCUAUUGAUCGGAUAUUUUUUUCGGAAACUAGGCCAAUGUCAAACUUUACUUCGCCAGAUGUAUCUACAGUAGAUUUUUUCGUUUCUGGACAAGGUCCCGAAUACAUGGAUUUAAGACGGAGUAGAUUAUAUGUUCGUGCAAAACUUGUCAAGGCCGAUGGAACGGCACUUGACGAUACCGAUACGUCGAGUAUUGUAAAUUUGCCUCUUCAAGCUAUGUGGACACAAAUGGAUGUGUAUAUGAACAAUAAACUAGUGUCUUUAAAUACGUCAAACUACCCAUGGAAAGCCUAUAUUAACACUAUUCUUACCAGUGGGACCGAUGAACAGAAAUCACAACUUCAGUCACAAUUGUUCAUGAAAGAUUCCGGUGAUUUAGCGAAUACGGAUGGAAAAAACGGAGCUAACACUGGAUUGAUUCUUCGUCGAGAUUUUAUCAAGAACAGUAGAGAAUUUGAAAUGGAGGGACCGCUGUUUGAAGACAUAUUUUCACUGGAUCGCCAUUUAAUACAAGGCGUCGAUUUGUAUAUAAAACUUUACCGUAGUAGCGACCAGUUUUUUGUCAUUUCGGGUGAAGACGCCCCCGCCUACAAGUUACAGUUGUUAGAUUGUGUUUAUAAGGCAUGCAAAAUUAAAGUCGAUCCUGGCAUUAUUGUUAACCAUAUGAAACAGAUAGAAACCAAACCAGUCCGUUACUAUUUUCAAAGGACAGAAGUGAAACGAAACACUAUCAAUAAAGACUCAAGGGAGUUUAUUUGGGACAAUAUGUUCAACAUCCGCCCAAGUACUCUGGUCUUAGGGUUGAUCUCACAAGAAAGCGGAAAUGGAACGUACGAUACUAACCCUUUCUGUUUCAACCAUUACAAUGCAACUGAUGUAGGACUGUACGUUAACGGAGAGAGCGUUCCAGCGAGACCGUUAAAACUUGACUUUGGGGAUAAUAGACAGUAUGCAACGGCAUACGCUAAUCUAUUUGAGGUCUGUGAAAAAAUGAAUAGAGACGCAGGACUCACCAUUACUAGAGAAGACUAUGGAAAAGGGUACACCUUGUAUGCUUUUCCAUUGGACCCGAAAGGACUUGGAGAUGACUAUAUAAACUUGGUGAAGCAUGGGAACGUGAGAGCUGAAAUAAAAUUCAAGACGGGACUACCCUCUGCUGUCACGUGCAUAGCGUUUGGAGUAUUCGAUUCAUUUCUAGAGAUAGACCAUUCCCGAAACGUUCGCUAUAUACAGUCAUGA
Messenger RNA from Mytilus trossulus (common blue mussel), 1278 nucleotides. RefSeq lists its product as uncharacterized. Gene Ontology annotation, cellular component: cytosol. The coding region runs from base 1 to 1278 and encodes 425 amino acids. The record is from RefSeq and is a predicted model, not a curated record. Gene Ontology annotation, molecular function: ribonucleoside-diphosphate reductase activity, thioredoxin disulfide as acceptor. The transcript has a single exon. Lineage: Eukaryota; Metazoa; Mollusca; Bivalvia; Mytilida; Mytilidae. Gene Ontology annotation, biological process: deoxyribonucleotide biosynthetic process.